CUUAAAAAAAAAAAAACAACUGUGACACAUAUACAUUAACGGUAUAUACCCAGUUUUUCAUUCACAGUUUCCAGCUGUAAUUAAUUUGGGGAACUCUCGGUUUCACAGAACUUCGAUUUUUUCGAUCUUCUUCAAAAUAGGGAAUCGCAGAUCCAACCUAGCUGAGCUGGUCGUAUAUGAUUAAAGAUGUUUUGGAAACUCACUCUCUCUGCUUCGCCCGUUGACUCGGUGUUAGAUAAGGAAAAUUUUACUUUGGAAGAGCUUCUUGACGAGGAUGAGAUAAUCCAGGAAUGCAAAGCAUUGAAUAGCCGCCUUAUUAAUUUUCUUCGAGAGAGAGCUCAGGUGGAACAGCUCUUGCACUAUAUUGUCGAUGAGCCUCCAGAGGAUGCUGAAAGCAAACGUAGCUUGAAGUUUCCCUUCAUCUCCUGUGAGGUAUUCACGUGUGAAAUCGAUGUUAUUCUUAAAACCUUAGUGGAGGAAGAAGGGCUAAUGGAUUUGCUCUUUUCAUUUUUGGAACCGACUCGUCCUCAUAGUGCCUUUCUGGCAGGAUAUUUUAGCAAGGUUGUGACUUGUCUCAUGUUGCGGAAGGCGAUCCCGCUAAUAAAUUAUGUCCAAUCACAUCAGAAUGUUUUUAGCCAACUCGUUGAUUUGAUAGGUAUUACAUCCAUCAUGGAGGUUUUGGUUCGACUUGUAGGCAGUGAUGAUCACAUGUAUCCCAAUUCUUCGGAUGUAAUGCAAUGGCUUGCUGAGAGCAAUUUGCUAGAGAUGAUUGUUGAUAAAUUGAGUCCAUCAACUGAUUUUUCAUUUAUCCAGAGUCCUCCGGAAGUGCAUGCUAACGCAGCAGAAACUUUGUGUACUGUUACUCGGAAUGCACCAUCGCCUUUGGCUACUAAACUCUCUAGCCCAAGUUCCGUUUCCAGAAUAUUUAGUCAUGCACUGGAAGACUCGCAGUCAAAAUCGAGCCUUGUCCACUCACUGUCUGUGUGCAUCUCCUUAUUGGAUCCCAGAAGAUCAGUAACUUCUCCCUUUAUUCAUUCUUUCCGGAGUCAACGCAUGCACGAAUCACCUGUAUAUGUUAACUCUGAAACUGUUGACGCUAUGCUGCCGAAACUUGGUGACUUGUUGAAGCUACUAAAUGUAUCAUCCGACGCAAAGGUUUUGCCUACUACAUAUGGUGAACUAAGACCUCCACUCGGCAAGUAUCGGUUAAAGAUUGUGGAGUUUAUUGCUCUGCUACUGAAGACUGGAAAUGAAGUUGCAGAGAAGGAAUUGAUCGUGUCAGGAACAAUUAAAAGAGUUAUUGAUCUCUUCUUUGAGUACCCCUUUAACAACGCCUUGCAUCAUCAAGUAGAGAGUAUCAUAUAUUCAUGCUUAGAAAGCAAACACACAACUAUUCUUGACAAUCUUCUUCAAGAGUGUGAUUUGGUUUCCCAAAUCCUCAAAGCAGAUAGAAGUGUCAUUGUUUCAGAUGAACCAAACCAGCCAACAUUAGCUUCUACUGGAAGACAGGCACCACGGAUUGGGAACCUUGGACACAUUACUCGCAUUGCCAAUAAGCUUGUGCAGUUGGGGAACACAGAUAGCCAGAUUCAGAAGCACUUACAGGAAAAUAGCGAAUGGGAAGAUUGGCAGGCUUCAGCUUUGCAGGAGCGUAAUAUGGUCGAGAAUGUAUAUCGUUGGGCUUGCGGUCGGCCUACUGCACUGCAUGAUAGGGUAAGGGACAGUGAUGACGAAGAUGUUCAUGACAGGGACUAUGAUGUAGCAGCUCUCGCAAAUAAUUUAAACCAGGCAUUUAGAUAUGGCAUGUACGAUAAUGACGGUGCUGAAAAUGGCCUUGGAACUCUUGAUCGCAAUGACGAGUCGGAUACUUACUUUGAUGAUGAUUCUGGUGAGGUUGUAAUAUCAUCCAUUAGACUGGGCGAUGAUCAAGGAAGUUUGUUUACGAAUUCCAACUGGUUUGCUUUUCAAGAUGAUAGAAUAGGUGAUACAUCUUUGAGCACCUCAAAAAAUGAGAUCUUGGAUGACAUUGACUUGAAUGGAGCAGCAAAUAAUGGUGACAGUAGUGAUGAUGAGGUGGUGGUCGGAGAGGAUGAAGAAUUGGCUGAAAGCAUAAGUGCUGCUAAUAAUACAACUAAUCUGGACAAUGUGAAGAAUUAUAUCAAUGAUAUUACUUCUACAAAUUCUGCAGAUGUGGAUCCCAAGGAGGAGAAGCCUAGUUCUUUUGGUGAUCCGAGCUUCUUUGAGACAUCAGGCAAUGAUGAUCUAUUUGGAGAUAGGCCUAUACCUGAAUGGGUGGGAUGGGGAGACUCCUCUGAUUUCCCAGUUGGUGGAUCAAGUGUAAACCCCUUUGAAGACUAUACAAAGAAUGUUGAAAGUGCUAGUGCGGUUGAUGUAGUUCCGACGCCUGUCAGUUCUACAUCUGGAGGAGGAUCUCUAGCAAAUGGCAUCUCAAAUUUUGGUGAAGGAUCUGUAGGACCUGAUUUGAGCCAAAGGGCGCCUUCUCUCUUUGAAGAAGAUGUCGAAUUUGUAGGGGUUGAAUUAGAGGGUACAGAGAAAGCAAUGGAGCAGGCUCUCAAAGAGGGUAUUGUUGGUGAAGCUGGGCCAUUGAAAAGGAACAUUGGCCCAAAGCUGGCGGAGAAGGAAAUUUCAGAUGAAAAAGAUGCUGGAUUGGAUGAGUUCAAUGAUGCAAACUACUGGAGAGUUGAACCAGAGGUUACAGUAUUAGAAUAAAUCGGUUGGUUGUGUCUGGUGAUUAAAACCCCACAUAGAAAGAAAGAGGGGCACUUCUCUCUCAGUACAUUGGUCUAAACUUAGGGUUGCCCCAUCUUGCUGCUGAAAGUUUGAUAACUAAAGGGUUCUUCCAUUAAAUUAUUCUUAUGCAAUAGCUUGUACAAAUUAUAGUUCUUUUCUGUAAUUGGAUUAACGAGUUAUAGGAAGUGCUAGAGUUUGAUUAUGAUUCUUUACUGUCUCGGUACUAGACUAUUAUAGAGGUUAGUACACAGUCUGCUUUGUAAGCAUUUGUCUGUAAAUGUCUUGUUUAAAUUUGGUAGAUAUGGAAGCUAUCGGCUUCGUUGUUGUGAAACAUCUUGUUUGUUAGAACAAAAUCCAUUGUUAAAUGUAGAAUGACUGCAGUCGUCUCUCUGUUAUA
Messenger RNA from Daucus carota subsp. sativus, 3148 nucleotides. RefSeq lists its product as uncharacterized. The coding region runs from base 187 to 2730 and encodes 847 amino acids. The record is from RefSeq and is a predicted model, not a curated record. Gene Ontology annotation, molecular function: protein phosphatase binding; protein phosphatase regulator activity. Lineage: Eukaryota; Viridiplantae; Streptophyta; Magnoliopsida; Apiales; Apiaceae. The transcript is spliced from 20 exons.